This is a messenger RNA of Macroventuria anomochaeta, 1673 nucleotides long. RefSeq names its product pisatin demethylase. Gene Ontology annotation, molecular function: oxidoreductase activity, acting on paired donors, with incorporation or reduction of molecular oxygen; monooxygenase activity; heme binding. The transcript is spliced from 3 exons. The coding region runs from base 54 to 1637 and encodes 527 amino acids. NCBI's taxonomy places the organism in Eukaryota, Fungi, Ascomycota, Dothideomycetes, Pleosporales, Didymellaceae. The record is from RefSeq and is a predicted model, not a curated record.
UAAAACCUGACUUUCAGCUUCCCUUGACUGUCGAGCCGAGACAACUACACACGAUGCUCCUCAACGAAAUACUACCGCUUCUCGUACGGUACUGGCCCAUUGUGCUCGUCUCCCUCGUCGCAGGCCACCUUGUCAGCAACAAGUAUUGGAAAGGACUGAAUAAAUACCCUGGCCCAACAUUAGCAGGAUACAGCAACUGGUGGAGACUAAGAGACGUGUCGAAGAAGAACCAUCACUGGACGACACUCGCCUUACAUCGCGAACAUGGCGAUGUUGUGAGGCUGGGACCGAAUGUUCUCUCCUUCGCAAAUCCAAGAGCAAUCAAAGCUAUCUAUGGGCUGAACAAGGGUGUGUACAAGUCGGACUUCUACCCAGUCCAGGGUGCUGUAGCGAACGGCAAGCCUCUGCUCUCCUUGUUCUCAACCACCGAUGAAGACUUCCACGCCAAGUACCGUCGUUGUGUGAACAACGCUUUCGCUAUGAGCUCACUGGUCAACUACGAGCCGCUGGUCAACUCCACGCUCACCUACUGGCUCGACAAGACGGAAGCAAUGUUCGCCAACACUGGUAGGAGCUGCAACUUCAGUCAAUGGCUGCAGUUCUUCGCUUUCGAUGUUAUUGGAGACUUGACCUGGAGCAAACGCCUCGGCUUUGUGGAGGGCAACAAGGACGUCGACAACAUCAUCGAGUUCUUGGGCAAGUUCUUCGAUUACGUCGCGCCCGUCGGUCAAAUGCCCAGCCUCGACCGCAUCCUCUGGAAGAACCCCAUCAGUCUAUUCGCCCAACGCAUCGGUCUUGACAAGCGCGUGCACCCCGUGACUCUCUUCGCCCUCUCUCGCUCCAACGAGCGCGCGCAACAAGUCUCCAAAAUCAAGAAAUUCGGCCUCUCAGACGACGAGCGCGCCAACCCCCGCGGCAUCGACCUGCUCUCUAAAUUUGCUCAAGCUUCCCACGACCACCCGUUCAUGGACGACAGCCGCAUCCUCUCAACAUGCACAUCAAUGGUCUUCGCCGGCUCGGAAACGACCGCCAUCUCGCUGUCCGCCGUCUUCUAUUUCCUCGUCAAGCACCCGCAAGUAUACGCUAAACUGAUGUGUGAACUCGAUGACGCCGCAGCGUCCGGUAUCAUCGAGGAGCGCGCCGAUAAAACCGUGUCCUGGCCCGAAGCCCAAAAACUGCCCUACCUCGACGCCGUCAUCCAAGAAUCCUUCCGCCUCCACCCCGCCCCUGGCCUUAUCCUCGAACGCGUCGUUCCAAAGCAGGGCAUGCAGAUCCUCGACACAUUUGUCCCCGGUGGGACCAUCGUUGGCUGCAAUGCCUGGGUGAUCCACCGGCGCCCUGAGGUUUUUGGAUCCGACGUCGAUACGUUCAGGCCUGAGCGGUGGCUCGAUGCGAGCCCGGAGAAGCUGAAGGAGAUGAAGGGGAGUAUGCUGCAAUUUGGUGCGGGAGCCAGGACCUGUAUCGGGAAGAACAUCAGUCUACUCGAGAUCUACAAACUAGUUCCUAGCUUUUUGAGGAGGUUCGAGGUUGAGCUUGAGUACCCGGGUGCCGAGUGGAAGACGCAUAAUGCGUGGUUUGUUACGCAGAAGAAUUUCAAUACGCGGUUUAGGCCCCGGGUCGCGAAGGCGGAGUACUAGAGUCGAGGUCGUUUCCGUUUACAUAGUCAUUGAAGC